UCACACACACACACAUAUAUAUAUUCAUGUUUCUCGCAUGUCGACUUCUAUUUUGCUGUGCGUGUUUGUAAGUAUGCGCACAUAUAAACAAACAAGUAGACAAGCAGCCAGGAAGACAUCACACACAGACACACACACGUAUAUAUAUAUACACACACACAUGUCCUCCCAGUUCUUCAAUCUAGUAAACUGAGGGACAGAUAACAAUUUAUGAACUCUCGUGUGCUUUUAAGUUCAUCUUUACCGGAUUCAGUUGCACCUAAACUUUAUUUGAAAUCCCAUAUCUGGAAUCGACAGGAAAUUAGAAUUUACUCAUUCCUUUGAAAUGGGCUGUAAAAAUAACCAAACGGAACGUUCUUGCAAACAAACCCUGACGAGAACCUUUGAGAAUCCGCUGGAGUCGGAGGGUUUCGAACAAGACGCAAAGUUCUCUGUGCGCUUAUCUGUCCUUUAAGAAAAGCCUGUUUGUGUUUGUUUACGCGCGCGUGUACCUAACAGGCGUUUAAUUUUGCAAACUUUCUCAUGUCACUGAUAAAAUCCCGCUAGACAAAACACAGUGCCUCAAAACAAACCCGCCACCCUGAAUCCACAUAAAUCUCCCACGGGAGACGUACGAGUUCUGUCCCCUUGUGUUUGGACUUGCUCGCUUGCGUGCAAUAUUCUUUGCUAUCAUGCCUCAGCUUCCCGUGAUAGUCACUCUUUUGUACGGCUGAGCGAAGGGAAAGAAAUCGCAAAAGAAUAUGGCUGCCAUUUGGUCAAAAAAAGCUGUGAUGGACGCAAAGUGCCGGAGGUGGAAAUGAAAGCAUUUGUCUUCGUGCCAUCUAUGGCGGUGCACGCUACUAUUUAAAGCAUUGCAUAGGACUAGGCUUUUAUUAUUGAUGAUAGACAUUAGAUAAGUUCCUAGUAAAAUAUAUUUAUAUUUGAUGGUUUUUUAACUGAUGCAAACUUGUAUUGUGUAAGUUUUUUAAGUAGGGAAAAUGCCUUGUUUAAAUAAAUUGAUGUGUGCCACUAUUGAUAUAAAUAAUAUGUUUUCCUUGUAUUUAGAACAUCAUACAGGAAUUUACUUGAUCAAAAGGGUCGCAAAGGUCAAUAGUCUACUGUCUACUGGUUGCUUUGUAAGAAGUAUGAUGACAGAUGCGGCGAACCAUAAGAUUAUUCUAAUCCUCCGAGGUUACAGCGGACGAUUCCCCCACACUCCAACUCCUGCACCCCACCCCUCCACCAACCCCUUUUCUUCCAAUCCAUGAAAACAGCCGUCAAAUGUCUGACGCGAGCGGCUCCGAUACUGUGCCGAGCCCACCCGUAUCAGUUCAUCGCUCCAUCCUUCCUUCUGAGAGGCUUGGUCCACACGCCGGUGUGUAGACGGAGAAGGAGGCCUGCACAAAAUGCGCACCCGGUUAUGUCAUUACACAUAGAUGAAAGAGAAGUGCGGGGGAGUGGGAACAUGAGAGAGAGAGAGGUGAGCGAGAGGCAGGCUGCGGUUACUUGGUCGUCGUCGUCGUGCUUCAAGAGGUCGACACAGAGAGACACUGCCGCCAAGUGUGUGCAGCUGGCCGCAGUCGUCCGCUGAUGUACUUACACGCUGCGUGUGGAGGAUAUUGUUGUUGUUGUGUUGUCGCUACUUCCGUGAUGAUACUACACCCAGACAACCAGUCACACUCGUCACGCUUGAUCAGGAGGUGAGUUACACCUGGUGUUAACUGUGUAGUCCAAUGUAAUAUUCUUCGACAUGGUAUCUUCGUGUUAAAAAAUAUAUACAUUUUACUGAUUUUUUUUAUCGUAAACUAAAUUAAAGUUUUAAGUGUGAUUUUAUGACCAAUUAUGUAAGUUAUUGAGAAAUACACAUAAAUUAUUUUAUAACAAUUAUAUGGCGUUCAGCCGGAAAGCCUGUGUCUAUAGAGGUGUAUAGAUAUGUCUAGGUGUAUACUCUAUAAAAGAACAGAGAUGUAGUAUGAAAAGGUCCAAACAGCAGAGUUAAGCAAACCUUAUCUGCUCUAAUUGCUCUAUCAAUGUAAGCAUAACUUUUUCUCUUUUCAUUAAAGGUUCCUGCGACACCUGUUAGGUCCAAGAUUCGUUUCUCGACUAUUCCCCAUUUUACCCGUCACUCGCACUUAAAACUAAGAAUGAUGAACAGUCCGGACAACUUUCUGCCUUACUUGACCGGUCUGAGGACUGCCCCAGCCUUCUACUCCCACCCGUAUAACCCUGCCACCCACCCGUACGGCGUGUGGAGCUACGCACAGGCUGGUCUGGACCUGAACCGUGCCUACGCCCUCCGGAUGAUGGAGGAAAUCCAGCGGAGAGAGCAGCCUCAGAAACCUCCCUACUCCUACAUCGCGCUCAUUGCCAUGGCAAUCAAGCACGCCCCAGACCGGAAGGUAACCCUGAAUGGUAUCUACCAGUUCAUCAUGGAGAGGUUCCCGUACUACCUGGAGAACAAGCAAGGAUGGCAGAAUUCUAUCAGACACAACCUCUCGCUAAACGACUGUUUCAUUAAGGUUCCCAGAGAGAAAGGCAAGCCAGGAAAAGGUAACUACUGGACUCUAGACCCAGAAUGUGAGGAGAUGUUUGAGAACGGAAAUUAUCGCCGACGAAAACGCAGAGUCAAGGUGCACGGGAAGUCGACUGAGUUGCUUUCCCACCUCAAGAAAGACGGCGCAAUGGAUCAUGGGAAUGACGUAACAGGAAGCAAAGCAGACGACAGCGGUCGCAACGACGCGGCCAGCUGUGACCUCAUGCCGCAGGAGCACUUGUCCGCGGCCUCCUUUUCGUCUGACGACAGCACAGGCUUUGCAGACGACGUAAAAAUGGACCACAGUCACGUCUGCAUGGAGGACAUCAGCGACGACGACAGCGGCAACGACAUCGACGUUGACAUGGACAGCGUGGCUGCGGCUGCUGCUGCGCAGGUGGUUGCAGCAGUGACGGCGGAGGUGAGAGGCAAGGGUGUGACGACAGACAGUCAGGGAAGCGGGUCCGUGGAGCUCCCUAAAGACUUGUUAAGGUCCAAGAAGCUGGUACUGCGGUGCGACGAUGGUGAGGGUCAGAAGGAAAAUGGAUGGAUUGAAGGCAAGGAGAAGGGAGACAGUUUGUCUCGUAGGGUGGCGUGCAACAGUCGGCCAUCUUGUGAGGACGACAACAGCGGCAGCAGUGGAGGAAGCGCUGGCGGCCCGUCUUUAAGUGAGACUCGCAAUGUCCGAGGACAAGACAGACGCCGAAACACGAAUCCCUUUUCUAUCGACAGUCUCAUCGGCAACGCUGACUUCCGCUCCCCAGGAAACAAGGAGAAAAAGGAUGAGAGCAGCGAUAAGAAGCCAGACAGCAGAGCAGCGGCGAUGAAAACAGAGAAAAAGCCGGAUAUAUUCGACAAGAUUCCCAGUCCCCCACCAAAGGUCAUCGACCUCAAAAGAAAUGCCCUCGACAUGUCCCUCUCCCUCACACCUCGCUUCCUCGACCCUCACCUGCAAGCUAACAUCUACGGGAGCAUGACCCCGACGGCACCACUCCACCAGCUCAUCUAUUCUUCUCCCCGGAUAGGAGGAGGGUUUACUGGCAGGUACCCUCAGUCCUUCGCCUUCUCCACGGGUGGAAGCCUCUCCUACGGAGCGGGGCCCGGACUGGAGCAGAAUCCUCUCAGCAUCUCGUUUCCUUUCCACAGGGCGGGUGGAUCGAGUCUGUCACACACAAGUCCAUGAAAGUUCCUGUGGAUAUCGUCCGUAAAGGUUCUGUGAACAUCGUGCUUAAAGGAGCAUGUGAACACUAUCCUCAAAACUUACUGUGAACACAGCUUCCUUUAAGCCUACUGAAUAAUGUUGAUCACCCUGUGAAACAACUUAUGAGCUCAUCUUAAAAAUGACAUCGAAAAAACUAAAUAUCGCAAAAAUUGCAUUGUGGACAACAUGACGGUUACCGGACAAAAUUCAAAUAUUCGUUACUUACACUAUUGAUAAAUCGCCUUUGUUACAUUAUGUUCAUUCUUACUUCUGGAUCCAUGGUUUAUAUGUUUGUCUCAAAGUGAUUUGCGAGAGAGAAGGAAAAAUAAAAAAGGACAGACAAGAGACAGAAAACAGAAUGAGGUGGAAAGGUGGAAAGGAGAGAGAAAUAGAGAAGAGUUGUCUUACUUUGUGAUAGCCGAUAGCCUUAUAAUUCGUUUAUCGAGUUCAAGUUCUUGGCCAUCUUCAUCAAACCGCAGUCAUCGUGAGUUUACAGCAAUAAAAUCCAACAUGUGAUCUGUUCUGUCAUCGUUUCUAGACUAAUCUGCAGCUCUGUGUUAAGAGUACUUUGAUGUUUCAUCUUGUUUUAAAAGUGACUACACACUUGACACCAGGCUAUUCUAUUUAUUUUAGAAGCUGGACCCCUUGCAAACAUGUUUUUGCCCAAGAUUAGUCAUGAUACUUUAAACUUGCAUAUUUGUGUAUGUAACCUGAGUGGUUAUGAUAUAAAGUGUAAGGGACAAAAUUAUUUGAAGAGAUUACUGUUAAUAAACGCGAGAAAAAUCACCAGUUAAACGGGUGGCAUCUUUUGUAGAUGUGUCUGCGCAUCAUCGUUGUAAGUGUUGUAAGUUGUUCUCUGCGGUUAAUAAUUGUGGAUUGUCACUAAUACAUUUAAAUGCA
Molecule: messenger RNA, 4613 nt
Organism: Pomacea canaliculata
Lineage: Eukaryota; Metazoa; Mollusca; Gastropoda; Architaenioglossa; Ampullariidae
Exons: 3
Coding region: 2124-3695 (523 amino acids)
Biological process (GO): anatomical structure morphogenesis; cell differentiation; regulation of transcription by RNA polymerase II
Molecular function (GO): DNA-binding transcription factor activity, RNA polymerase II-specific; RNA polymerase II cis-regulatory region sequence-specific DNA binding
Source: RefSeq, a predicted model, not a curated record